AUGGAAGAUUCCCAAGAGCGCAAGGUCUCCCAUUGGGCCGAUGUGAAAGAAAUCUUUGAACCAAUCAUUGUCGCCUCCAAAUACCUCAGCAGCCUAAUCCCCACACGACUGAGGCCUCGCCGACCAAAGCUCAACUUCAUUGCGGUACAUUACAGCUACGUGGUCGGGAUGACCAUUGUCAUUUCCAUCAUGGUGUACCCGGCGAUGCCCAUGCCAUAUAUCGAUGCCCUCUUCUUCGCCGCUGGGAGUGCCACUCAGUCCGGGCUGAACACAAUCGAUGUGAAUCUGUUGAAUACCUACCAGCAGGUCGUGUUGUGCUUGAUGACAUGCAUCUGUACGCCCAUAUGGAUCAACACUUCGGUCGUCUUCGUUCGCCUCUACUGGUUCCAGCAACGAUUCGCCCACGUCGUCAAGCAGAUUCGAGAGGCACGACGCACCAAAGGGCGAUCAAUCACCAGUCGAUCACGUAGUCAAAUGCGAGACGAGCAGGAUGAAAAGCGCAACGACGACCCAAGCCAGCUGGAAGCUAAUGUCAAUGGACGGCGUAUCACCGUUUUACGCGAAAGCUUGGAUCCAGGCGGUAUGAGUGGUGCUCCUGGAAAGGCGAAUGAGCGGCGUCGGCAGCUUCUAGACAAACUAGGAAUGGAUGAUAUCACAGAGUGCAUGAAUCCCACUCCAGAUAGCAGCCGAAAUGACAGCGUUGAAGACAAGGAGCAUGACACCGGAUCUGACGAGACAACACUGAACGCAUUUUCCCAUAGAGGAUCGCGGCCACAGACGCCUCGGCCGCAAACUCCACGACCACAAACUCCACUACCACAAACUCCACUACCACAAACUCCACRAAUGCCCGAGACGCCGACGAUUUCUUUCAUGGGUCUGCCACCUCGGCUGAAUCGCGAAAUAACGUUUGCAGAUGAGGUUCCGAAGAAAGAUGACACAGAUGCUGCCACCCCAGAGCUUGCCCAUGUACCGGAGCAUCGAGACAUAUCGAAGCACGUUGAGUUCCUCGAGCGGCAGCAGAAUAACGCCAAGAAAAGCGGUGCUCUGUACAUCCCUGGUCCUCGAGACUUUGACAGAGGCAAAGUUCCAGAGGAAAUGGACCACGACAUGACCAUCUCACGUCUCCAUACGAAGACAUCUUUCAACGGUAGGAGUGAUCGCUCUCCCAGUGUUGAUGAUGAACGGAGCGCAAGCCCCCAGGAUGACGGCCACCAAAAACGAGGCAUUACCAUCAAUGUGCCAGAUCAUCCCGCGCAUCGUAAUGAAGAUGCAAAGUCCACCGCGGAGAGUCCGAAGCGAGAGGAAGACAUUCACAGGUCCGGACUUCGACGACGUGGAAGCGGCAAGCUUGGGGAACGGACUCGCAGCAUCGCUCAGACGUGGACCAACAUAACUGCCACCAUGACGCAGUCCAAAGUCGAGGAMCCAAUGCCAUAUUUCGCCUGGUCCGCCACCACAGGACGCAACAGUCUGUUCCUCGGGUUGACCGAAGAACAAAGAGAGGAUCUUGGAGGCAUUGAGUAUCGUGCACUAAAAACUUUGGCUAAGAUAUUGAUUUGCUAUUUCUUCGGUUUUCACAUCCUCGGCAUGAUGGUCUUCACACCCUGGAUCUCAUACACACAGCCGUGGAAGGAUACCGUUCUGGAGAUCGGGCAGAGCCCUGGAUGGUGGGGCGUCUUCACACCCGCUUCCCUGUUCAAUGAUCUCGGCCUUACAUUGACUCCAAAUUCCAUGAUCAGCUUCCAAAGUAGCGUCCUGGCGCUUCUAUUUGGAUCUUUUCUCAUCAUUAUUGGCAACACAGGCUUCCCGUGCAUGCUGAGGUUCAUCAUCUGGUUCAUGUCCAAGGUUGUCAGCAGAGAAGGCGAACUUUGGGAAGAGCUACGCUUCCUGCUUGACCMCCCGCGUCGAUGCUUUACGCUGUUGUUUCCCUCAAAGGCAACCUGGUGGCUGUUCUGGGUCCUCGUACUGCUCAACGGCAUUGACUUAAUCUUCUUCAUAAUAUUGGAUUUGAAUCAACAUGUGGUMACCGAGCUGCACCCAGGCCUCCAGGUUCUCAACGGUUGGUUCCAGGCCUGCUCGACUAGAACCGCUGGAUUUGCUUCGGUCAAUCUCGCGGAACUGCAUGCCGCCAUCCAGGUCAGCUAUCUGAUCAUGAUGUACAUCUCCAUCUUUCCGAUUGCUAUUUCGGUCCGCAGGACCAACGUCUACGAAGAGCAAUCUCUUGGAAUUUUCGGUGGCGAAGAGGAGAAAGGCGAUGGCGGCGAUGAGCCCAGCUAUGUCAGCCAGCAUUUGCGACGCCAGCUUUCCUUCGAUCUGUGGUACAUCUUCUUGGGACUCUUCAUCAUUGCAAUUGUCGAGGGUGAUCGCAUUGCCAAUGUCAACGACGCCGCAUUUACGUUAUUCAGCGUCCUGUUUGAGAUUGUCUCGGCGUACGGCACUGUUGGGCUGUCCCUGGGCUAUCCCGGCAUCAAUGCAAGCUUCUCCGCUGAGUUCAGAACAAUCAGCAAAUUGAUCAUCAUUGCUAUGAUGAUUCGUGGGAGGCAUCGUGGACUGCCCUACGCACUCGAUCGCGCCAUCCUCCUUCCCAGCGAGAAGCUGCAAGAGAAAGAAGCGGCGGAGAGCCAAAGGAGAAUGGCGGUCGCGAGGAGAGGAAGUGCGUUCGCGGAGGAGAAUGAGAAUCUGGAAAGAAAUCGAUCUUGGGAAGACGGCGAACUCGACCAUCAUGGUCUGCCAAGACAGCAUACUGUUUCAGAUGCCAUGACAGCUGGUGCGGGUGGGGAGCAUGAACCCGAAGGAAUGCGCAGAUUGCACACGCGCCGUUCGACGGCUGCAAGUGCCAAGUCUGUUUCGCCCAAGAGACAUCAGCGAGCGAGAAGUCUGACUCGAGUGGUUUUGAGCGGCCUUUCAGCUGGGCCCACUCUCUCCAAGCGGGAUUAG
Molecule: messenger RNA, 2940 nt
Organism: Ramularia collo-cygni
Lineage: Eukaryota; Fungi; Ascomycota; Dothideomycetes; Mycosphaerellales; Mycosphaerellaceae
Product: related to potassium transport protein 1
Exons: 1
Coding region: 1-2940 (979 amino acids)
Biological process (GO): intracellular potassium ion homeostasis; potassium ion import across plasma membrane
Cellular component (GO): plasma membrane
Molecular function (GO): high-affinity potassium ion transmembrane transporter activity
Source: RefSeq, a predicted model, not a curated record